This is a messenger RNA of Lucilia sericata (common green bottle fly), 1154 nucleotides long. Its product is annotated as phospholipase A1 VesT1.02-like. Lineage: Eukaryota; Metazoa; Arthropoda; Insecta; Diptera; Calliphoridae. Gene Ontology annotation, molecular function: lipase activity. The record is from RefSeq and is a predicted model, not a curated record. Gene Ontology annotation, biological process: lipid metabolic process. Bases 82 to 1116 code for a protein of 344 amino acids. The transcript has 2 exons.
UAGAACCCCCAGUUAGUGAGUUGGAUUCGUCGUUUAUAAAAAGCUCACAAAGACAUUGCAUCGACAGUAUUAUUCGGCAUAAUGAAAGUUCUGAUAUUCUUAGCUUUUGGUUGUUUAACAGUUUACGCCUCUACAUUAAAAGAAGCUGACGUACCCCGAGUCCAUGGUGAAAAUGGUUGGUAUGUACCACAAGAAGAUGGUUCUUUUAAUUGGAUUGACAUGGACAAAGCCGAAUCAUAUCUCAGCGCUAUGAGAAAUAUUGAAGACUUUGAAUUGACUACCACACCUGUAAAAUAUUAUCUAUAUACCAAAUCGAAUCCUACUAGUGGUGAAAGAAUUAAAGCCGAUGCCGAAUCUAUAAAUGGCUCUAAGUUUAAUUCCUCACAUCCUACCAGGUUUGUCAUACACGGUUGGACACAAAGUUGGCUGUCGGGUAUGAAUAGGGAAAUACGUGAUGCCUGGUUAAGUGUGGGUGAAUACAAUAUUAUUAUAGUCGAUUGGGCUCGUGCUCGUUUGGUUGAUUAUGUUACCUCUGUUUUGGCUGUACCCAGGGUGGGCGAGAAAGUGGCCAGCAUGGUUGAUUAUUUGGUAAAAGAACAUGGCAUGUCUUUAGAUACCUUAUAUGUUAUCGGUCAUAGUUUGGGUGCUCAUGUGGCUGGUUAUUGUGGCAAGAAUGUUAAAACUGGUCAAGUUCACGCAAUUAUAGGUUUGGAUCCUGCCUUGCCUCUAUUCAAAUACGAUGAACCCGAUAAACGUUUAAAUAGUACCGAUGCUUUCUAUGUAGAAUCUAUACAAACCAAUGGUGGUAAAUUGGGUUUUUUGAAACCUAUCGGUCGUGGUGCUUUCUAUCCUAAUGGUGGCGAAUCUCAACCCGGCUGUCUUUUGGAUCUUACUGGUGCCUGUUCUCAUGCUCGUUCCUGUAAAUAUUAUGCCGAAGCUGUUGCUGAAGAUAACUUUGGCACAAUGCUUUGUGAAAAUUAUGAAGAUGCUGUUGCCAAAAAUUGUGGUGAUAGUUUUAGUUCUGUACGCAUGGGUGCUGAUAGAAAUGCUUUCAUGGUUGGUGGUGACUUCUAUGUACCAGUGAACAAAAAGGCUCCUUUUGGUAUGUUGUCUUAAGUUGAGGAAAUAAAUGAAAUUGCUUGUUUAAAUUAAAA